Messenger RNA from Penicillium paradoxum, 924 nucleotides. Its product is annotated as Oxoglutarate/iron-dependent dioxygenase. NCBI's taxonomy places the organism in Eukaryota, Fungi, Ascomycota, Eurotiomycetes, Eurotiales, Aspergillaceae. Bases 1 to 924 code for a protein of 307 amino acids. Gene Ontology annotation, molecular function: heme binding; oxidoreductase activity, acting on paired donors, with incorporation or reduction of molecular oxygen; monooxygenase activity. The record is from RefSeq and is a predicted model, not a curated record. The transcript is spliced from 5 exons.
AUGUUACCAGAUGAUCUCCGGUUCAACAUGAGUUGGCUCGAGAUUGUCCCAAGAGCCCUGCUGCUCUGCCUGGCCAUUACUAUUGGAUUUUUCGUGCGACGAGUAUAUUUCCAUCCGUUGUCCGCAUUCCCAGGCCCAAAGUUGGUCGCCGCUUCCAGCUUCCAGCACUUUUAUGCUGUGUGGAAAGGGCGAGAAAAGAACUGGUACAAAGAUCUACAUAAAAAAUAUGGCCCGGUCGUUCGCUGCGGUCCGAAUCACAUAACUUUCAAUGAUCUGGACUUAAUUCCGGUGGUAUAUCACCGCCAGAGUGACAAGACAGAUUAUCCCCAAGACUUUACUUGUCCCGGGGCAGCCACGAACAAGGCAAAUUAUCUUGAGUAUGCCGCAGCCAAGCGUAAAUUUGGCCAGGCAUUCUCGGUGUCCCGCGUCCAAUUGUUUGAGGGUUUGGUGGACGAGAAUCUGACCAAAUUGCUCUCCAUUCUUCAGGAGGAAACUAAAGCAGAAUCUCCCGUGGACUGGGGUAUCUGGGCUAGAUAUCUCGCAUUUGAUGUGUAUGUGCCCAUGAGUUUGGGUGAGACCUUUGGGUUCUUAGACCACAAGGGUGAUGCACGCAACAUCUUGCCGAGCACCUUCCGUAUUUUCCGAUAUUGGACACUGAGUCGAUAUCGUCCAAUUGCCUGGUUGGCUACAAACACAUGGUUAGGUCGCCGUCUAUUUGUUAGCGGCCGCGAAGAUUCCAAAGGAAUGGGAAUAUGGACAGAUGAAGUACACAAUAUCACUCAGAAGCGCAUUGAGUCUACUAAUACGGAAAGAAAAGCACACAUGGAGCUUUCCAUGUUGGACCAAUGGUUGGCAGUCAAGUCUGCAGCAGGAGAAGGAAUUCCCCUAGCGGACAUCGAAGACCAGCUAGUUUCAGAUGUGUGA